AUCAAAUCGGCCAUCAGCGUCUCCACUUAACUCACCUCACCUUCCUCCUCCUCCUCCUCCUCCUCCUCCUCCACCUACCCCAAUCCAAUUCCCAUACCCGCCUCUUCCGUCCCCACUCUGUCAGCUGCCCCAUUUCUUGAUAUUCAGUGUUCUAUAAUUGAUUCUUGCUGUUCGUUUAGCUGGGCAUAUGGAGAUCAUGGAUUUCGUGGAAUCCCUCGACAUUCAGAUCAUUCUGGGGGUGGCGGUCGCCCUCGUCGCCAUUGGAGCUGCCGCUGCCUUUCUCAAGUCCAACAAGAAGCCCAAAGGUGUCUUGGACCCAGAAAAUUUCAAGGAGUUUAAGCUCGUAAAAUGCACGCAGUUGAGCCACAAUGUUGCAAAGUUCACAUUUGAACUUCCAACGCCUACUUCAGUUUUGGGCCUUCCAAUUGGUCAGCAUAUCAGUUGCAGGGGCAAGGAUAGCCAAGGCGAAGAGGUUAUCAAACCAUACACUCCCACCACCUUGGACUCUGAUGUUGGGUACUUUGAAUUAGUUAUUAAGAUGUAUCCACAAGGAAGAAUGUCACACCAUUUCCGUGAGAUGCGUGUGGGCGAUUAUCUUUCUGUAAAGGGACCGAAGGGACGUUUCAGGUAUCAAUCUGGCCAAGUCAGAGUAUUCGGAAUGCUUGCUGGAGGAUCUGGCAUCACACCAAUGUUCCAGGUUGCUCGGGCUAUUCUGGAGAAUCCAAAGGACAAGACAAAGGUGCACCUCAUUUAUGCCAAUGUUACUUAUGAGGACAUCCUCUUAAAGGAAGAAUUGGAAGGCCUUGCCACUAAUUAUCCCGAUCAGUUCAAAGUGUACUAUGUACUGAAUCAGCCUCCUGAGGUUUGGGAUGGUGGAGUUGGAUUCGUGUCGAAGGAAAUGAUUCAGAUGCACUGCCCUGCUCCAGGGCCUGGGGUUCAGAUUCUCAGAUGCGGUCCACCUCCAAUGAACAAGGCCAUGGGUGCUCAUCUUGAAGCCCUUGGAUAUGCUCCUGAGAUGCAGUUCCAAUUCUAAGCGCUGCGAUUUUUGUUUGUCACUUCCUGGGGAUUGAAAUCCCUGUGUGUAACCCACGAGUAAGGGAGCGAGUAAGAUCACAGACAUUCUUGCGUCUAAUUUGAGAUGGAAACUGUCAUGAGUUGGUUCAAGCAGCAAUGACACGUGAUAAUGUAAGGAUUGAAUUUGCCGGUGAUUUUCGGCUGUUUCGUUAAAUCGCCUUUAGAAACCUCAUGCAGUAUUUUCUUUGAGUGUGUCUA
This is a messenger RNA of Punica granatum (pomegranate), 1272 nucleotides long. NCBI's taxonomy places the organism in Eukaryota, Viridiplantae, Streptophyta, Magnoliopsida, Myrtales, Lythraceae. The record is from RefSeq and is a predicted model, not a curated record.